AUGGCAAGAAAGCUGGUGACCAUGCAGGCUCUGAGAUUAAAAAUAUUUCGUGAUAUAUCCAAUAUUCAAUCUGCAAAAAUAGGUGAAAAACUGGGAAAUGAGGGACACAAAGCAGAGGGAAGAAGUAGUUCAUCCUCUGCUGGAUCAUCAUCAUCUACCCAAUCACCUGGGUCGACUGCAUUACCAUUGAUAGAUGGUAUCAUAAUCUCGGAAACCCAUGACCUCCACCAUGCUCCUACCACCUUGAUUGAGACCAAUGCUGGAGAUUAUUCUCCUGUAAAAGACUUUGCAUACCUAAAAAAUGUAUGCUUUUCAGAGACUACAAAGCUCUGGGCAAUUGCAGGCCCUAUUGCUUUCAACAUUCUCUGCAAUUAUGGGAUUAAUUCUUUUACCAGCAUUUUUGUUGGACAUCUCGGAAAUGUGGAGCUCUCUGCCGUUGCCAUUUCUCUCUCUGUCAUUGCCAACUUCUCUUUUGGCUUCUUGCUUGGCAUGGGAAGUGCACUGGAGACGUUGUGUGGACAGGCAUUUGGUGCAGGGCAAGUGGAGAUGCUAGGGGUGUACAUGCAACGUUCAUGGAUAAUCUCAUUUGUCGCCUGCUUCUUCUUAAUGCCCCUCUACAUAUUCGCAACGCCAAUCCUAAAACUCCUCGGACAGGAACAUGACAUUGCAGAACUUGCUGGAAAAUUCUCUAUACAGACUAUCCCUCAAAUGUUUUCACUUGCGGUAAACUUUCCUACACAAAAGUUCCUGCAGGCACAGAGCAAGGUCGUGGUUAUGGCAUGGCUUGGUUUCGGAACUCUUGUUGUGCAUGUCGGGAUCCUAUAUCUGUUCAUUGGAGUGUUUGGUUGGGGUACGGCUGGUGCUGCUGCGGCCUAUGACAUCUCGGCAUGGGGUAUUGCUGUGAGUCAGACAGUUUAUAUUGUUGGUUGGUGCAAUGAUGGGUGGAAAGGGUUGUCGUGGUUGGCCUUCAAGGACAUUUGGCCCUUUGCGAGACUCUCUAUUGCUUCUGCUGUGAUGCUUUGCCUAGAGAUCUGGUAUUUCAUGACCAUAACUGUUCUCACUGGACACCUGGAGGAUCCUGUUAUUGCAGUUGGCUCUCUUUCAAUCUGCAUGAAUCUGGAUGGGUGGGAAGGCAUGCUGUUUAUUGGAGUCAAUGCAGCUAUAAGUGUUAGGGUUUCUAAUGAGCUUGGAUCUGGACACCCUAAAGCAGCAAAAUACUCGGUCAUUGUCACAGUCAUUGAAUCUCUCCUCAUUGGGAUUUUCUUCGCAACCCUUAUUUUGGCUAGCAGAGAACGUUUUGCCGUAAUCUUUACGGGCAGCAAAGAGAUGCAGAGAGCUGUUUCUAGUUUAGCAUACCUUCUUGGUAUAACCAUGCUACUUAACAGUGUUCAGCCAGUCGUAUCAGGCGUUGCUGUCGGAGGAGGUUGGCAAGCUUUAGUGGCAUAUAUAAACUUGAUUUGUUAUUACAUUAUAGGCCUCCCCAUUGGCUUUCUUCUAGGGUAUAAAGCAAAAUUAGGGGUGAAGGGAAUCUGGUCUGGCAUGAUUUUUGGGACAUUCUUGCAGACGCUGAUCCUCUUGAUUAUCCUUUUUAAAACCAACUGGAACAAGGAGGUGAGAAUGGUUAUAUUUCAUUUGCUCUAAGACUGUUGGGAGUAUAUGGAAAAUAGAAUGCAUAUAGAUUUAAAUUUUUGCACAAUCUAACUAUACAAGCUAUGAAAUAUACAUACUUCUUCUACAUUGAAUCGUUUAAAUGUUGGAAUUGCAGGUAGAACUAGCAGUAGGACGAAUGAGGAGGUGGAGUCGACAAGAUGAACAUCAAUUUGACAUGUAAAACUCUGGUGUUGUCUUUGAUCCAUAAACAAAUCGAAUAUGCUUAUAAAUGCCAAUAUAGUGAGUAUGGCAUUAUUGUAGAUUUGUAUUACUUCUAGGAUAAUGUUUCAGUAAAAAGGGCCUGUAGAGAAGUUUGAGCCAAUCAAAAGUAUUUCUAUACCCAAAAACAAAAAUACUGAUGACUACUUAUCCAUUGCAUUGCAUUGCCUUGCCAGAAAUCCAUGUUGUAUAUAUGAAACAUGUUCACAUCCUUUCUCAUGUUACAACCCUCUUCCUAUUCAAACCCUUUUCUUCUCAAUCCACAGAGAUAAAAUGCAAGACCGGUGCCAACACUUCAUCACAAAAGA
Juglans microcarpa x Juglans regia is the source of this 2177-nucleotide messenger RNA. Its product is annotated as protein DETOXIFICATION 35-like. The coding region runs from base 1 to 1641 and encodes 546 amino acids. Gene Ontology annotation, biological process: xenobiotic detoxification by transmembrane export across the plasma membrane. Gene Ontology annotation, cellular component: membrane. Gene Ontology annotation, molecular function: xenobiotic transmembrane transporter activity; antiporter activity. The record is from RefSeq and is a predicted model, not a curated record. NCBI's taxonomy places the organism in Eukaryota, Viridiplantae, Streptophyta, Magnoliopsida, Fagales, Juglandaceae. The transcript has 7 exons.